Molecule: messenger RNA, 6768 nt
Organism: Mauremys reevesii (Reeves's turtle)
Lineage: Eukaryota; Metazoa; Chordata; Testudines; Geoemydidae
Product: maestro heat-like repeat-containing protein family member 1
Exons: 41
Coding region: 75-4502 (1475 amino acids)
Cellular component (GO): cytoplasm
Source: RefSeq, a predicted model, not a curated record
GUUCAAUCUCAUCUGUGUGCUUCUCUCUGGAGCGCUUUUAACAGAUGACACCUUUGUGAGCAGCCCUGCCUUUGAUGGGGCACUUUUCUUUUGGAGCCGAUAUGGAUCUUUAUGGCUACCUCCGCCGACUGCUGGUCCAGUCUGGAGCCACCGACCAGGGGAACGAGGCUACGGCAGCCACUGGGUGUUGCAGCCCUUCCCUAUCUGAGCCUGCUGCUUCAGACACAGCAGUGCAAGAGACUUCAGUGUCAGCCAGAGAUGGCAACCCACCUGACACAGAGUCUUCUGGUCCAGGAGUCAAUAUGGGGCUUUUGGGCCGUGUCUACCGAAGACUUACUCACACUAUUGGAUGGACACCUUUCCAAACGGACAGGACAAAUCUGGACUCCAGCCAGCCAGGCCCCACUGACUCUUCUGUCCCAGACACAGAGGAGCAGAAGGUGGCCCAAAAACAAGACCUGGCACCACAAACCCUGGCUGCAGGAGCGGGCAGCCACUCCAGCACUUUCUGUGCUGAGCCUCAUGAUCCAGGCACCAAGCAAAAGGCCUAUUUGUCACCCAGCGGACAGCUCACCCCAAUCAGCAAGGAGGAGGAGGAGGAAGAAAGGCCAAGGAAGACCAGAGUGAGUGAGGAGAGAAUGGGCCUUGCUUGCGUGAGGGACAUGGAUGAGGCUACCCUGAGGAAGGACAUUGGCAUCCUCUUCCCAGCACUCCACUCCAUGGUGUGUCAUCUCCCCAGAGAGCACCUGGAGGAGCGGAGAGAGGCCCUGGACUCUCUGGUCCAUCUGGCUCGCUUGUUCCUGGUGGAGCUGCUUGUGUUCCUGUUCAGGAGGCUGAACAAGGAUGAGGAAGAGGAGACCUGUGCCAGUCUCCUCAUUUUGGACCAGAUAGUCCGAUCCAACAUUUCCGAAAUGACACAGCACACAGAGAAGCUGUUCAUAGCCCUGGGGCCAAUCCUGCAGAGCACAAGCAUACGGGUCAGAGAAGCCCUUGCUUAUUUGAUACGCACAAUGGGGAUGCAUGGGUUCUUGGAGAAACCCGAUUCAAGACCCUUAAUUGACUUCUUGGUGCGUCAGUGUACCCUGCCCCUCGACAGCACGGAGGCAGCAGACGGGAGGCACACCAUGGAGCUCGAGGUCCGCCAGCUCUGCUCCAGCACCCUGCAGUCCCUGGGUGAUUCCCCCAGAAUGGCCAAUGUUUUAUGGCCUGGGCUGCUCCUUCAGCUGAGCCCAGCAGCCCAUGGGCCAGCCCUGCCUCUCCUCCUGCAGACCUCGGUUGGGGUGGUAAAGAGGCUGCAGGAGGAAGGCAGGCUGCCCUUGGCCGAGAAGUGCGGCAAGGCGAACAGAGGGUGUCGGUCAAGCCCCAGGGCCACUCUACCCCAGGAGCUGCUGGCUCGGCUGCUGGUGCUCGGUGCGUCUUCAUGCAUGACGGUGCAGGUCAGAAGGGCAGCCAUGUUCCUCCUCUUCCAGCUGAUGAGCAUGUUCCAGGCCGGCUCGGGCCAAUACUGGAAUAACUACACAACGGAAAUGCUCCUCUACGUGGAAGAUCACAAGACCUGCUUCUGCCAGAGGGAGUGGGAGCAGCAGCUGCUGCAGUUCCUGGAAGACCUUCUCUUCCUCAUCUCGGACCAUACCUGGCUGGGCUGUUUCAUCACCAGUAUCAGGCGCCAGCUGGCCCACAGCGAUAAGCGGCCCAGUGACAAGAGCUUUCUCUACAAGUGCUGGGGCACCGGGCUGAUGUUAUCUCCAGCAGAGAGCAUCAAGCCCCAGCUAUGGCGCCUGCUGGAGCUGGUCAAUUUCCGAGAAGAAGAGGAAAGAGAGGGAUUCGCCCGAGCGCUUGGGCUGUGUGCCAGGCAACACCUCUAUGAGAUUUUUGCCAUCCUGGAGCACUGGGAAGAGGUCGUCAGCAGGGUGCAGCUCCAGCCUUCUGCUGCUGGCUCUCUGGAGGAGCCAGCUUCCAUCGAGCAGCUGAGAAGCCUCCUGCUCCUCACCUAUGGGCACGUGGUCCACUCAGGCCCCACAGACCUCAUCCUAGAGACCAUAGGAUACAAGAUCCUGUCUCCCAUGCAGAAACACUAUUUUCUGAGCCCACAUGACCCGCUGGUGAGAUCUGCGUUUGUGAGAAGCCUCGUGCUGGUGGGUGAAGCUGUCACCCAAGUGAGCAGGAUUCCCUUGGUGAGCCCGGACACAUACACCGUGCUGUCCCCCCUGCUGGAGAUCCUCAGAGGCAAGGACCGGGCCCGGCUGCAGAGCCCCGACCACAAGUGUGCCCUGCUGGCCAUCUCAUACAUAGGGAAAUUCCAGCCUCACCUGUCUGAGGAACAGGUGGCUGAGACCAUCAGCACUUGUGUCACCAGCUACAUGAGUCAGCGUCCAGCCCUGGUGAAGCUGAGAGGGACUGAGGUGGCAGAAAGCUCCGCUAUCCGGGCAGAGUCUCUCCAAGAACUGCUCUGGGAGGGCCUGGACCAUGUCCUGCAGACAUUCCUGGAACAGCACCUGACCCCCACCACUCUACUGCAGCUGUUUCUGCACUUGCAGCCAUGGAUCUGCUCCCCCCGGGCCCAGGAGAGGAGCCGAGCUGUGAAAGCCAGCGCCCGGCUCCUCAUGUUCUAUCAAUUCAAGGCCAUGACCGAGGACCUGAAACCCAUGGUGGAGCAGGGCUACAUGGCCGGGCUGCUGACAAGCCAGGCCUUCGAUGCUCAGAAGACCACCCGAUACUGGGCAUAUCAGGCUCUCUACUGGCUCUUCACGCCUUGCACAGCCGUCGUGUACAGCAAGACAGGGGCGUUGUUGACUGUGCUGAGCAAGACGCAGCAGGAUGCCAGCUGCAGAGAGAGCCCUGCCCAUGUUGCUAUGCUCAUCGCGGAACACCUGCAGUCCCGUGACCUCAUGCCCUUCAGCUUCACCCUGCUGGUGGGCCUGCUGGAGAAGGGGGAGUGUGCUGAGCAGCUGGCGGGCGUCAUGGAGGCGGUGCUGAGACAGCAAAAAUCAGAGCUACAGGGUCAAGUGCAGGAUCUCCAAGCCGCUCUUUCCUACACACUGAGCCCACCCCGGGGGGAGCGGCUGAGUGAUGGGACAAGAGACAUCCUCCACCUACUGGCCAGGCAGCACACCAAGACCGCAGUCAACAUCCUCCUGAAGAUGCCCUGGCCUUACAAACACCACAUCAAGGCCAUCUGGAGGUUCCUGGGUGCAGACCCCAUGCUGACCAGGGAGGUACUCCACAUCCUGCUGGACGACAGCCCGGAGAAGGGCUGGGCUAACCCUGGACAGACCCAGGACAGGAGCUGCCCCCAGCCAGCCCGGCUGCCCCCGGCGACCACAUACGGCCUGUGGGAGCUGAUCGGGGCCUUGGGGCAAGGGGACACCCUGGAGGGACACGAGGACGACCUGUUCGCCUCUUGCUUCCUUGCCAUCGCCAGCCCCCCGGCACAACACCUCUUAGGAGUCCAGCAGGACUGGCCCAGUGACACCAGUCCACGCAGCAUGGCCGUGCAGGCCCUGGCGCGGGUGCUGCGCCUCAGGGGCAGUCAGCCAGCUGUGGAACUAAUGGACCAGGAGCAAGGCUGGCAGCUGCUGGAAGAGGCCCAGCCCAAGGGGUUCACUCUCCUUAGCAGAGCCAUAGUGAGCCACCCAAACCUGGCCCUGAAGAGCAUCCCACAGCUUCUCCUUCCCAGCCUGCAGGCCAGCCAGGAGGGUGAACGCAUGGCCUGCACCGCCCUGUUCGCAGAGUUCCUCGGCAGCCCCCUGCUGAUGGAAAACGAGCCCAAGGCCAUGCGGAAGCAGGUGCUGAAGGCCAUGCUGCAGCAGACGCAGGACAGCAACAUCCACAUUCGUGGCAGAGCCCUGCAUGGCCUCAGGAACGCAGUGACCGCGUUCCCGGACAAGGUCAGGAAGAAGCAAGACCAGAUUCUGGCGAGCUUUGUCCACGGCGUAUGCCAAUCCUGCGACCCCUGCGCCAUUCUGGACGCGACGGAAGGGCUCUGCUGGAUGCUGCGGGACCCCAAGGCGCCUCUGAAGGCGCAUGUUGCCGUUCCGCUGGCCAUGCAGGCGAGAACAUUCUUUGAGGAUGAGAACAGCAGCCUGAGGCGGGCCUCCAUCGAGCUCUUUGGCCAGCUCAGUAAGUUUGUUUCCAAGAGGUCAUCCCGCUUCGGGGCUGAGGUGGAGAAGAGCAUGGGGACGCUGCUGAUCCACCUACAAGACGGGGACCCCCAGGUGGCCCAGGCGUGCAGGGUGGCAUUGCUGCACUGCGCAUCCUUCCUGAGCUACCAGCCCCUGCGCAACCUCGUGCGGAGCCAGCUGGCCGAGGGAGCGGCCCCCGCCAUCCCCACCUUCCUGAGCGAAGCCUGCAGGACCCUGCUCCAGGACUGCCCAGGGAGGCUGAGCAAGAAGGCUGCCCUGAGAGCAGCAGCUGCCCAACAGCUGAUCGAUUCUCUGCCACCCAACUGGGAAAAGUCUCCAUGUGUGUCAAAGACAGGAGAGCUUACGGUCCGAAACAUCUAAUUCCUGGAAGCUGAGAGGGAGAAGUUCUGGGUUAUACAGGCAGUCAGACGAGAUUCUAAGGCCAGAAGGGAUGGUUGUGCUCUAUGACCCUUGCUUGCUGACAUCCCCCAGUUCAGAGUCCGAAAGGGAAGAGUUCAAAGGGAGGCUCAAAGCACUGUUGAAAACCAGUCAGGCUCUCCAGUACCUUAGAGCACCUUCAGACAUUGCCACUAUUUGCAUCUCUCCGAUCCCCCACUCAUUAUGAAUGGACUUAACAGUCUGUAUUCAGUGCUCCUUAGCAUGUGGCUUGGGAUACCCAAUGACAGCUGGCUGAGCUUUUCUGGUAGUUCCACCUGUGUAUUUAUAUAAUCCAAUUACCUCAUGGUGCUUCCUCACCCAACGGCAAGAGACAGAAAGCAGAGAGGAAAAACUAUUAAACUGUUCCACAAAAUACCGAGCCAUAUAAAGUGCAAUGUUACCACUGAGGCUAAAAAAUAUUCAAGGUUCACAUCAGGGUGGCUGCGUGUUUAGUGGCCUAAACACCAUGACUGUGGAUGUGAUAGACCUCAACCUCGAAACACUGGAUGUAGGCAAAGGGAGUGCUGAAGACAGCUCUAAAUCAACAGAGAAUCAGGCUAAAGACAACUGUUAAUGUGUUAAGGAACCAAAAAGGAUUGAUUUGUUAUUUAACAGCCCUGCUGCUAACAAGAUGGAGGGAGAGAGUUGGGGUUUUUUUGGACAUUUUCACUGGCUGGUAAAUUGUAUUAUCCCAUUUCCCAGACUGACUCAAGGGCGGGGGGGGGGUGUCAACCCCUUCCCCCAGCAGCUUUAGUGGAACUGAAAUUUACAGGGCUGAUUACUUCCGUAUUUGUUCUGAUCUAUAGCAGCUGGGAUGACCUCCCAACUCCAGGGGAAGAAGUGACUAAUUAUUGUCUCUCAGCCAUCACAAAAUGUUGCAACUGCUAUAAAAUAAAGGGAGUUUCACACCUCUGAACAGGAACUGGGAAUUGCUUACAAAUUAGUGUCUGGAAUCCAGAGGCGAUACCCUAGCAGAUAAAUUAAAGGGUAAGUCAAACAUUGGUCAUUUGUGAGUGUCCUAAAUAGAGAUCAAAUUUUCUGAUCUACUAUCUCCUUCCACCACCUCUAAUUCUGUUUUUAUUAAAGGAGUGAUUUCCUCAGAUGCAUCUUCCUCCCUUCCCUCUGGAGAGUGUAUGUCAAAAUCUCAUUGUGUAUGAUCAAAAAGGAAGAAGAUUCUGUACACAAUGAUUAGCCCUGAUAUUUUAAUGGAAAUACUGCACUACAGACAAGUUUACAACAUUUGUAUAGAAAUCAUCACAUGGAUAGGUGGCCAAGGAUCACAUUACAGAAUACAAAAAGCAAUUUAAAGUAAAAAGAAAUCUUUGCUAUUGUACAGGCUGGGAUCAGAGCUUGGAGCUCAGAUGUCAGACAUCGGGAGGGAUGAAAGCUGUAGGUGAAAACCCUGCUGCAGGAGGAGAUCUUCCUCGCUGGUAAAGUCUAAAUUAUCCAGACUUCCACUUCCAGAUCAGCUUUAACAUACAUUGAAAAGAAACACCUGAGGAUUGGGUGAGGCGCAAGGGAGAGUGUGUAAAACCUUUGAAAUGGAAGAGGACACAAUAAAACCCCCUUCCUGUCUGAACACAGCAAAAGGAGGAGAAAUGGGACAGGUAACUUAUUGCUGGCCAACUCUGAAAACUCCCCCGCGGGCUCUUUACUCUCUUUUCCUCUCUCCAUAGGAGGCUCCCAUUCAUCACCAUGGCUGGAACUACUCUCUGUACAUUGGCUGCCAAUGACUAGUGACCCUUAGAGGCCAUGCAUUUUCACCACUCUGCUCUCCCAGGCUGCACAAAGGCUGGAGUGCUUGCCCUCCCCCAAUUUCUCCAUCUCUCUGCCAGGGAAGGUAAGAGAACUCAGUUCUGAGGGGAAACCAGCUGUCUUGAAAUCCCUGGAACAGAUUUCAGAAGUGGACUUUGAAAAGCAGCAAAUCUGCAUUCACAGCUCUCCAGCUGAGACAACGGAAGCUGUUCAGGCACAACUGGCAGCAUUGUUUUGUGCAAGGAAAAGAUGCCUCCUUUGAGGAGGAGAGACAGUGCAGUUGGGUCUGUCGUGGCUUACGAAGUCCAUGCCAACUUGUCUGAAAACCAAAAUCUUCCAAUGCUUAAAUAUAUGCCAGCACUAAACUUCUAUGCUUAAAAAAAUAUAUAUCCCAUUUGUGGAUUUCACUAGUGAAAUGCGUCACACAGCCUACCCGCCUUGCCUCUCACUCUCA